Limanda limanda (common dab) is the source of this 2886-nucleotide messenger RNA. RefSeq names its product unc-5 netrin receptor Db (gene unc5db). The transcript has 17 exons. Lineage: Eukaryota; Metazoa; Chordata; Actinopteri; Pleuronectiformes; Pleuronectidae. Gene Ontology annotation, cellular component: membrane. Gene Ontology annotation, molecular function: netrin receptor activity; protein binding. Gene Ontology annotation, biological process: netrin-activated signaling pathway. The record is from RefSeq and is a predicted model, not a curated record. Bases 1 to 2886 code for a protein of 961 amino acids.
AUGGGCGCGCUCUCUAACGGACGUUUCCUCUCCAUGACGGGCCUCCUGCUUCUGGUUUGUUGCGCGGCACGCGUGAUCUCUAAAGGCGCCGCGGGUGACGCUCAGCCUGACGCCCUUCCUUCGGCUCAGGGCACACUGCCGCACUUCAUCCAGGAGCCGGAGGACGCCUACAUAGUCAAGAGCAACCCCAUCAAGCUGCGCUGUCGAGCCGCGCCCGCCUUACAGAUCUUCUUCAAAUGCAACGGAGAAUGGGUGCACCAGAACGAGCACUUCUCCCAUGAGUAUAAAGACCUCAACACCGGGCUGAAGGUGCGCGAGGUGAUGAUCAACGUGACCCGUCAGCAGGUUGAAGAUUUCCAUGGCCCCGAGGACUACUGGUGUCUGUGUGUGGCCUGGAGCCACCUCGGCACCUCCAAGAGCCGCAAGGCUACUGCCCGCAUCGCCUACCUGAGGAAAAACUUCGAGCAGGACCCCCAGGGGAAGGAGGUGCCAAUCAAUGGGAUGAUCGUACUGCACUGCCGCCCUCCGGAGGGAGUGCCUGUGGCGGAGGUCGAAUGGCUAAAAAACGAGGAGCUGUUGAGCUCCCUGACUGAUGACAACAUCGACACCCGAGCCGACCACAACCUCAUCAUCAACGAGGCGCGCCUGUCCGACUCGGGCAACUACACCUGCCUGGCCAGCAACAUAGUGGCAAAGCGACGCAGCGCCACGGCCGCUGUGAUAGUCUUCGUGAACGGCGGCUGGUCCCUGUGGACAGAGUGGUCGGCGUGUAAUGUGCCGUGUGGGCGGGGCGUCCAGAAGCGAUCUCGGACCUGUACUAACCCGGCUCCCCUGAACGGAGGCGCUUUCUGCGAGGGCAUGUCGGUGCAGAAGAUCAGCUGCAACGCUCUAUGUCCAAUUGAUGGAGGCUGGGACGAGUGGAGCGAGUGGACCAUAUGCAGCGGUCAGUGCGAGAAGCAGCGGAGUCGGGAAUGCAACUCGCCUGCACCCAGACACCGAGGGAAGACGUGUGAAGGGAGCAGAGAGGCCACUGAGAACUGCACAGAUGGACUCUGUACCCAGAAUCGAAAGCUGCUACAUGACGUAAAACCUCAAAGUAUGGACAGCUCCAAUGAUGUAGCGCUGUACUCGGGCCUGGGAGCCGGCAUCAUUGCCGUGGCAAUCCUCGUGGUGGCCGUCAUGCUGUACAGGAAGAACCACAGCGAGUACGGCGUGGACGUCAUCGACUCCUCUGCCCUCACAGGAGGGUUCCAGUCUUUCAACUUCAAAACCACCAGACAAGGCAACCCGCUGCUUCUCAACUCCUCGAUGCAGCCUGACCUAACGGUGGGACGGACGUACAGCACUCCCCUCUGCUUCCAGGACAGCACGGACAAAGAGCUCUUUGACCCCCUGCCAGACAUCAAGGUCAAAGUUCAGAGCUCCUUCAUGGUCUCGCUGGGUGUGGCUGAGCGGGCGGAGUUCCACGCAAAAGCUCCCGCCGAGACCUUCCCGCGAGACCUGGGCCGGGAUUACAGCAGCACCAUGGACAGACGCAAGAAGGGCCUGCUCACGCUCAACGGACCCAUCAGCUCCAGUAAAGAGAAGCUGAGGACCACGGGUGUGUUCGGCCACCCCGGAGGACGCCUGGUGGUGCCCAACACCGGGGUCAGCCUGCUGGUGCCUCAUGGAGCCGUGGCUGAAAACAUGUCCUGGGAGAUGUACAUGGUGAUCAAUCAGGGAGAAGCAAGUGUCCAAACACUGGAAGGCUGUGAAAUCCUUCUGGGCCCAGAGGUGACAUACGGUCCUCCAGGCCUGGACCUCUUCUGCCCAGUGGCCAUGACCAUCGCUCACUGCGCCGAGGUGGACGCCGAGAACUGGAACAUCCAGCUUAAGAGGAAAACCCAGGACAGCAAAUGGGAGGAAGUGAUGUCGAUAGAGGAGGAGUCCACUUCCUGUUACUGCCUAAUGGACUCAUCGAGCUGCCACUUGCUGCUGGACCAGCCGGGCUCGUACGCCCUGGUGGGCGAGCCUCUGACGCAGGCUGCCGUCAAGAGGCUGAAGCUGGCUGUGUUUGGGAGCAUGGAGGCCGGCUCCAUGAACUACAGCCUGCGGGUGUACUGUGUGGACGACACACCACACGCCUUUCAGGGAGUGGUGGCAGCAGAGAAAACCAGAGGGGGUCAGCUCCUCGAGGAGCCAAAGAUGUUGCCUUUCCGAGCGAACACCUUCAGCCUGCAGGUGUCCAUCCAGGAUGUUCCCCAGUUCCUGUGGAAUAUCAAACCCUUUACCACAUGUCAGGAAUUCUCCUUCCCCCAAGUUUGGUGCAGCAACCAGCAGCCCCUGCACUGUGCCUUCUCUCUGGAGAGAUACAGCCCCGCCACCGCCCAGCUCUCCUGCAAAAUCAGCGUGCGCCAGGUCAAGGGCCACGAGCAGAUUCUGCAGGUCUACACGGCCGUGGACGAGACGGAAAAGGAGUCGGUUCCAUUUUUUAUGCAGACAGACUGCACCAUCACAUCCCAGACGGGGCCCAAGGCCUUCAAAAUCCCCCUAUCCAUCCGCCAGAGGAUCUGUGCCACCUUCGACACUGCCAACGCCAAGGGCAAGGACUGGCAACUCUUAGCCCAGAAACUCCACUUAGACCGAAACCUGGGUUAUUUUGCAAAGCAGCAGAGCCCAUCUGCAGUCAUACUGAGCCUGUGGGAGGCUCGCCAUCAGGACACUGCUGACCUUGACUCUCUAGCCAGCGCCCUGGAGGAGAUUGGCAAGAUCCACUCCAAAAGCCCCCCCCAGGACCGGGAUGAGCCGGAGUCUGACUUCAAUCACAUAGAGGUGGGCAGUCUGUGUGGAACAGGCAAACUAACAGGCGAGAAGACAGAGGACCCUACUCCUGAAUAUACGGGCUGA